This is a messenger RNA of Eriocheir sinensis (Chinese mitten crab), 1460 nucleotides long. Its product is annotated as molt-inhibiting hormone-like. Bases 205 to 537 code for a protein of 110 amino acids. Lineage: Eukaryota; Metazoa; Arthropoda; Malacostraca; Decapoda; Varunidae. The record is from RefSeq and is a predicted model, not a curated record. Gene Ontology annotation, molecular function: neuropeptide hormone activity. Gene Ontology annotation, cellular component: extracellular region. The transcript is spliced from 3 exons.
UCAGACAGUCAGGGCAUUCAGCCUUUGGAAUCACCAGGAACUGUUCCCCUGUUGAAGCCCCUGAGCACCAGAGAGACGCUUCCUCCGGCUCCUGCGUCCACCUCCUACUCCCUCCGCAGCGCCGCCCCUCAGUCUCACCACUCCCACUCCGCCCUCACUCCCUCCUUCGGCGCCUCCGUCCACGCCUCCGUCCUCUAAGCCACCAUGGUGUCCCGCGCUCAAUCCAGAUUUUCCUCUCAGAGGACGUGGCUGGUGGCGGCGGUGGUGCUGGCCGUCCUGUGUAGCUUCGGUGUCCAGCGGGCCGCGGCGGGAAUCAUCAACGCCGAGUGUCCAAACAUGAUCGGGAAUCGUGACAUCUACAAGAAGGUGGACUGGAUCUGUGAAGACUGCGCCAACAUCUUCCGCAUCGACGGUCUGGGCAUGCUCUGCAGGAAGAACUGCUUUAGGAACAUCGACUUCCUGUGGUGUGUGUACGCCUCGGAACGGCACGCACAGAAGGACGACCUCACGCGUUACGUCAGCAUCCUCGGGCAAUAACUCCUGAGUGCCCCACCUGCCGCUCCCUCCCUCCCUCCCCGGGGUAUCUGCCGCUGCUGGAGAUGCCCCGAGGGUGAAGCCGAUGUCCGGGAAGCGCCUUGAAGUGAAGAGUGAAGUGCGUCUCUCCAGCAGCUGUCCCUCCCUCUCUGGCUGCUCUUCGUCCGUGGUGUAAGAAUCCAGCGGCUAAAGCCUUGGUUCAGUCUCUCGCGAGGAGCUUCGAUUGGCCUCCGUUCACCUCCAUUCAGUCGCUUGUCUCUGUUUAGCUCCGUUCACGCCUUCGUCUAUUGUUCAGCCGUUCACCUUCCGUUCACCUCGUUUACCCACAAAGCUCCACUUGUCAGUGCUUUCCUGGGUCCUCCAGAAAGGUCUUGCAUAUCAGGGACACUAUUUUAGCAUUGGGAAUUGGAGGUAACAGAGUAUAGGAAAAGACAAUUACAUUUUUAUUUGUGUACAUGGACGAGUAUUCGAAUGUAGAAGGCUGCUGUAGUAGUUGUAAUAUUAGCUGUAGUAUAUAGGAGGAGGAGGAGGAGCAGAAGGAGGAGCAGGAGUGGAAAAGGAAGAAGAGAGGAGGAAGAAGGUAUUUGAAAGUAGAAAUAAGUUGAAAGACAUCUCACUGAAACAGUAUUCUCAAAACUCUAGUCAACUCUAAAGCUGUUUGAGGGUUUUCUCUUUAUGAAUGUGUAUGUGUGAUCGUACUCUUGUUUAUUUGCAUUCUUGGUUAGUGUUGAAUCAUUCCUUUGUGUGUGAGUGUGUGUAUGUCAACUUCCUUUGUUAUUUUGUUUCACUUUGUGUUAUCCUCUCUCGUUUUGUCCUAAUUUAUUGAGGUUGUAGUAUUUAUUGAAAUCUGAGCCGCUGUGUUCUUCCACGUCUUAGAAUUAAUUGUGGCUGAUAAAAAAAAUAUAGAGAAACGAAAGAGCCCAACA